UUUCUGCGCAAAAUCGUUUCUACGAAUGACGUCAUUCUUGUGUCCAUCCGUGUGCAGGGACGUGGCAUCGGAGGAUUUGUAUUAAAUCAUCACUCGGCGGCCUUUCUAGUUCGGUGGAACUCAGUGUGUUUGGUGUGGACCGUGAACCCGAGUCGUCGGAGAGUCAUGGGACUCACGAUAUCAAGCCUUUUCACACGCCUCUUCGGCAAGAAACAAGUGCGGAUACUGAUGGUCGGUCUGGACGCAGCUGGCAAGACCACUAUUUUAUACAAGUUAAAGCUGGGCGAGAUUGUGACGACCAUCCCCACCAUUGGGUUUAACGUGGAAACGGUGGAAUACAAAAACAUUUGCUUCACGGUCUGGGACGUCGGAGGGCAGGACAAGAUCCGACCCCUGUGGAGACACUACUUCCAAAACACCCAGGGCCUGAUUUUUGUGGUGGACAGCAAUGACAGAGAACGCUCGUCGGAAGCACAAGAUGAGCUGCAAAAGAUGCUGAAUGAAGAUGAACUUCGGGAUGCUGUACUCUUGGUCUUCGCAAACAAGCAGGACCUACCAAAUGCCAUGCCUGCGUCAGAACUCACCGACAAACUGGGCCUCAACAACCUUAGAAACCGAAGUUGGUACAUCCAGGCCACCUGUGCAACGCAGGGAACUGGUCUCUACGAGGGCCUGGACUGGCUCUCCAACGAACUGUCGAAAAAGUAACUCCCUCCCUUCUUUGGGAGAGGGGGAGCGGUCUGCUGGGGGAGAGGGCAAGCUGCCACACGGGCAGAGAAGGCACAGGGGGAGGUGAUCGGCCGCUGGCAGCCUAGCUUUAUUCAGCCGACCGGAGGGACGAGCGGGUUCCAGACGUUUGGAAGGGGACAAGCACCUCCAGCAUUGUUCCUAUCUUUUUUUUUUUCUUCUUUGAGGUUCUUAUUUAAUGUUCGGAAGGAAGCACCGAGAACGGGGAGUUUUACACAUGUAACGCCACUGUUUGUGCUUGCUCGUUUCAGUUUAUGAAGGUAAUAAAUUAUCGCUCUUCACCUUCCCUGUGGUGCUGCGUUUAGUGGUGCGUGCGAGAAUGGUUAUAGUUUCUUUCUUUUGGGGAGGCUUCUUAUUUUGGCAGGCAACACUUGUCUGUGUUUCACUUUAAGAUGCGUAUCUUAUUACAUUGUUUUACAUCUUUUUGUACAAGGGGAACACUGAAAAGGCACACCAAAAAUUUAGUCAUGUUGAAAACCUAAGUUUCCUCUUGCAGGUGCUGUUUCAAUGUGUUGUCUGUAUUCAGUGUCCAUGUGCGUGUUUGUACACAAUUUGUUUUUACUUGUUCUUUCGUUGGCUGUUGCUUGUAAAUACGCCAGUGCAGGAGUGGACAUGAUGUCAUGCUGUACUCUGGAAACUGUCAGGCAAUUCAUGGGACCAACCUGACUGGGGAAAUGGCUGGCAUUGCACCAAUGCAGGCAGUGGUGUUGGCAUAUGAGCCCCCUUGCAUUGUGCCCAAACAGAAAGGAAAUUCCAGUGAUUUGGCUUUUGGUUUGUGAAACUGAAGUUCUACUAAAGCUAUUGUUGUGGCACCUGUGAUAAUGCACACUUAUUAUUCUUGGUUGGUUGGAUGUUCUUUCCCCCUUGUUUUAAUUUGAAGCAAAAAAUCAUGUUGCCUAGCCUUGACAAGUCAUGAAAUAAAUUUGGUAGGCAGAUGCGUUCUGUCUGUGUUUGUUUGGAAA
This is a messenger RNA of Ixodes scapularis (black-legged tick), 1709 nucleotides long. It is a transcript of the gene Arf102F, whose product is annotated as ADP-ribosylation factor 4. Lineage: Eukaryota; Metazoa; Arthropoda; Arachnida; Ixodida; Ixodidae. Gene Ontology annotation, molecular function: GTPase activity; GTP binding. The coding region runs from base 166 to 708 and encodes 180 amino acids. Gene Ontology annotation, biological process: intracellular protein transport; vesicle-mediated transport. The transcript is spliced from 5 exons. Gene Ontology annotation, cellular component: plasma membrane; cytoplasm. The record is from RefSeq and is a predicted model, not a curated record.